Symbiodinium necroappetens is the source of this 1151-nucleotide messenger RNA. NCBI's taxonomy places the organism in Eukaryota, Dinophyceae, Suessiales, Symbiodiniaceae. The record is from the annotation of a GenBank genome assembly.
AUGGUGGCCGUUUCGAGUGAGAAGUCACCCAAAGCUCCGGCCGUUCGUGCCGUGACCUCGUCACGGAGCCUCAGAGGACACAUUGAGUCGAAGAGUCCUAGCCGAUAUGGAAAUCUGCGGAAUGACGCUGCUGGUGGCGGCGGCGCAACCCAUGGAUGCUUGAUCGAUCCGCGCUGGGGUACAAAGCUAUUCUGGGACUUCUUCGUCAUGUUCGUUGUCCUGGCCGACGCAUUGAUCCUCCCCUUCCAGCUCGCGUUCAAGAAUGACAAGCAGGACGGCUUCGACGAGUUUUGGUUUUGGUGGACAACGAUCCUUUUCGGCAUCGACAUCAUUGCCAACUUCAACACAGCGAUCCAGGUGGAUGAUGAUGGCAGUCGGCCAGAUGCGUUGAUCCGCGACAGGCGAGCCAUCGCCCUUGUCUACGCCCGAGGUUGGUUUGGCAUCGAUUUCUUCAGCACUGUUCCGUGGCCGCGCUUGGUCUCAAUUUUUGCAGGAGGAGAGGAAGGUGGCGGCUCUACUCAAGCCGCCAAGCUGCUGAAGGUGGUGAAGUUCCUCCGCCUGAUGAGGCUGAUGCGGAUGCUCCGGAUGGCGAAGCUCCGAAAGCUUUGGGAGCGUGUUGAGGACGAGAUUGGCUCCGUGCUGUUGGUGCAGUCGAUGAUGUUGGUGCGCAUCCUCGUCAUCGUGGUUGCCAUCUGCCACUGGAGCGCGUGCAUCUUCUGGAUUGUUGGGAGUCCAGAAAGCCUUAUCACCGAUCUCAUGCCCCAAGAGAUGGCUGAGGAGUUUGCCCAGGUCCCUCAUUGGACCACCAUCUUCAGGACGCACGGUCCGGAGCAAGAGGUUUGGCGUUGGGUUGACCGGCCCACAUCAGAGUCGUACAUCUUCUGCUUCUAUUGGACACUGGGAGUUAUGAGGACAAUGCCUGCCGAGGUCACUCCAGUCAAUUUGGCUGAGCGCGUUUUCGUGCUUCUCUUCAUGUUCUUCGCCCUUUCGGCCUUUGCCAUCUCGGUGGCUUCGCUCACGCAAGCCUACUUCAAGAUUUCCGAGCGCAGCCGAUCUUUCACGGAUGAGCUCUUCGCUGUGCGUAUGCUCAUGAAGAAGCUGAAGAUGGAUCAAGGAUGCAGGAGAAAGAUCAAGGAGUUCUUGGCGCUCAU